UUAAAAGAAAAUAACAAGAGAUUCCUUUGAGAACUUGUGAUUGUUGUGAACAUUCAAACAUAGAAUGACAUUCAUCCAAUCUGUUAAUCUGUUUAACCCUUAUAAUUACAUGUUCUAGAUACGAUUAGUAUAUAUUUAUUUUUAUUCUUUUUGGAAGAUGGAAGAAAUUGAGGUUUGUACUGGAGAAGAAGAGGCGCAGCAAUAUACUCAGAAUCAAGAAGACUCUUUUGUUUGGGACCAAAAUUCCCAGCUUUACUAUCAUGCCAGAAGUGGGUUUUAUCAUAACCCAAAUGAAGGGUGGUAUUACAAUACUAGAGAUGGAUUUUACUACAAAUUUGAGGAUGGAAAUUAUAUACUCUUUGAUUCCUAUAAUAAGGGUUAUCAAUCAGAAACUGAAGGCCAGGGUGAAUCUCAGCUGCAAGCUGAAUGUAAGCAGGAAUAUGAGCUAAAUUACCAAGAAAAUGAUGAUGCAGCUCAGCAAAUAGCAGGCGAGUGCACUAGCAGCGAGUUGCAUGGAAAUCCUCCACCGUCAGAAUGGUUAGAAGAGACAUUAAUUGAACUAUAUUUGUCGGGCUAUCAAAAUACAGCGUCUAAUCCCACUGAUUACCAGCAGUUUCCUGAGGAAACAAAUGAUAAGGAUGGUUCUGUGUCCACAGUUGAUGGAAACAAAAAAUUGUAUGGAGAUGGAGAUGAUGAGUUGAGUAUGGACCAUUACACUGCAAUGGAUUCAAGUGAUAAUUUCAUGAACGAAGAAGCUUCUUGGGAAGAAGAAAGCUGGCAGGCUCAAUAUGGUCAGGUUGUCCAACCGCAAAAUGAUUUUGGGACAGAGUUUCACAUUAUAGAUUUGUGGGAUUGGUCAAUGGAAAGAGAGAUAAAAAAGGAAGGAACCUUCCCAGUGGCUAAGCUGGUUGGGAGAUUAGUGCAGCCUUCUUCCAAGCUUCAUCCUUCCAUGCCUUCUCAUGGUCGUCGUUUGAAAACAGCUCCAAUAUGCAAGGCUCGUCUUGAUUUGGUGCAGGUUAGAUCAGGGCAAGUGUAUAAGCUGCGGACCCCUAGUGCAAGAUAUUUAGCCACGUUGUUGAAUUAUGAUGCUUCUAAUCCAACCAGUGACUGGGGAUUUCCUGAGCUAUCAACUGAAGGGACUAAUAAAACAUGUGGUUCCAAAACAGCAGUAAAAGAUAUUGCUCAGCAGUAUACAAGUUCAUGCCAUGAUCCCCCUGUUAAUGAGAAGCACAAAACCAAUGUAUAUAGGGACAGAGCUGCUGAAAGAAGAGCACUGCAUGGCAGUUUUGGCGCAGCCCCUGAGCAGAAAAGGUCAGCUGAUGAUGCUAGUCCACCUCCAACUGAGGAAGCAGCAGCUGAAGCCUUGGAAAUGUCCCUUGGAGCUGGUAGUUAUGCCCAAAAAAUUCUGAAAAAUAUGGGCUGGAAAGAGGGCGAAGGACUUGGCAAAACUCAACAUGGGCUGAAAGAACCUUUACAAGGCAUUGGAAAUAAAGGUACUGCUGGGUUGGGGUGGAAAUCUAGAUGAAGUAAGCAAGCAAUGACUCAAAUUAAAAGACUUCUGGUAUAAGUUUGACGAUUUAUCUCUGGCAGUUAGGUCAUGAGACUAGCACAGUUUGUGCUGCCGAAUCCUACCAAAGCCUGGGUGCCUUAGUUUAGCGUUAGUUUACUUGGAAACUGUUGGAUGCAGUAUUAUUUGUAUUAUUGCUCCUAUAUAGGACAUUUGACUAAGAUUACUUGUGUCAUCAGUCAUAGAUAAGAAAGUGGAGUGGCAUGUUCUACACAUUUGCUAAUUGCUUAAAGGUAAGAGUGUAGAUAUUUGGAAGGCACCUUAGAUUGUACUGAGAAACUUUUGCAAGCUUUAGUUCAGAUUGUGCAAUAUAAUUAACUCCCAACAUACACAUUCUAUCAAA
This is a messenger RNA of Chenopodium quinoa (quinoa), 1910 nucleotides long. Its product is annotated as angiogenic factor with G patch and FHA domains 1-like. Gene Ontology annotation, molecular function: RNA binding. Gene Ontology annotation, biological process: mRNA splicing, via spliceosome. Bases 158 to 1525 code for a protein of 455 amino acids. Gene Ontology annotation, cellular component: nucleus. NCBI's taxonomy places the organism in Eukaryota, Viridiplantae, Streptophyta, Magnoliopsida, Caryophyllales, Amaranthaceae. The record is from RefSeq and is a predicted model, not a curated record. The transcript is spliced from 10 exons.